AUGUCCGCCCCCUCCAUCGACGCCUCGCUCGACACGCAGGGCCUCGCCAGCGAACAGCGCGGACUGCUCGACCUCAUCGACAAGCUGCAGUUUGCCCAGCUCGACAAUGUCAAGCUGCCCCAGAUCGUCGUCGUCGGCGACCAGUCCGCCGGCAAGAGCUCCGUGCUUGAGGCCCUUACCGGCACACCCUUUCCGCGCGAUGCCGGCGCCUGCACACGCUUCGCGACCGAGAUCCGUCUCCGGAGAGCAAAGGAGACGACCCUCAAGGUCUCCAUCAUCCCCGACAAGAAGCGCCCAUGGGCCGAGCAGGACAAGCUCCUGCGCUAUGGUGGCGACGUAACAGGCGAUACGCCCUUUGAGGCCAUGAUGCGGGAUGCCACGCAGCUGAUUGCGCCCCGCGAGAUUCCCGGCCGCUUCGCCGCCCGCGAUAUCCUCGUGGUCGAGAAGAGCGGCCCGGACAUGCCUCUCCUGACCCUCGUCGACUUGCCCGGCCUGGUCCGCGUCGCCAACCGCGACCAGUCCGAGGCCGACAUCCAGACCAUCGAGGCGCUCUCGGACCACUACAUGAAGAGCUCCCGCACCAUCAUCCUCGCCGUCAUCGGCGGCAACAACGACUACGUCCAGGCGCCUAUUCUCAAAAAGGCGCGCCACUUUGACCCCCGCGGCUCACGUACGAUCGGCGUCCUCACCAAGCCCGACAUGACCGAACGCAUCGGCCUCGAGGAGAAGUUCCUGGAGCUCGUGACCAACAAGGACCGCGAGAACAACUUCAAGCUCGGCUGGUACGUCCUCCUCAACCCGGGCCCCGGCGAGCAGUGGCUGGCGCCCGAGGAGCGCGCCGCCCGCGAGGCCGACUUCUUCACCCGCGGCCGCUGGUCCGCCCUCCCACCGCACAUGUGGGGGAUCGCCUCGCUGCGCCAGACGCUCAGCACGCAGCUGCAGAGGCACAUUGGCCGCCACGUCAAGACCCUUCGCAGGCAGAUCCAGCAGGCCCUGGAGCGCUGCGACGGCCAGUUGCGCGCCAUGGGCUCCGCCAAGGACACGGUCGAGGAGAUGCGCUUCGAGAUGGGCGAGCUCUUCACCGGCUCCAACAACCUCGUGACUCCCGCCGUCAAUGGCAACUACAAGAACCCCUUUGGCGAACGGUUCUUUGCCCGGCAGUCGAGCCCACGGGGCACGCCGCCGCAUAAGCUGCGUGCGCGGGUGCGCGAGGAAAGCGAGCGGUUCGCGCGGCAGUUUCGCCAGCACGGGCGACGCAUCAACUUUUCGGCCUCGGCUCCUCACGGCGGCAACGCGACUGACAGCGACGGCAGCAGCACUAGCCUACCCGCUGCGGGCAUGGUCGGCGACCAAAGCAAGCGCGACUUUGCGCUCAACGAGGUCGAGCCGCUGCUGCGCCAGAUCCGCGGCAACGAGCUGCCCCUCGACUCGAACCCCCGCGCCCCUUACAUCCUCUUCCAGGACUACUCGCGCAACUGGCCGGUGCUGGCGCAAGAGUACAAGGACAACCUGGGCGUCAUCUGCAACGAGUUCCUGGCCGAGGUCAUCGACCACGUGUGGCCACUGCGCAUGCGCGACCCGCUGCGCUACCACUUCCUCGAGGUGAAGAUGCGCGAGCUCAUGGACGGCGCCGAGGCGGAGCUCGCGCGCCUCACCGACGACAUGGAACUCGAGGUGCAGCCCUACGACCCCGAGUACGAGGAGCGCCUCAUCCGCUGGCGCGCCGAGGCCACGGCCGACGGCGGCUCCUACACCGAGGCCGAGGAGGUGCUCGAGAAGAUGCUCAUCUACUACGACCUCACCGCCCGCAUCUUCACCCGCAACGUCAUCACCCAAGUCGUCGAGCGCCACCUCCUGCUCGGCAUGCUGCGCCUCUUCAACCCCGUCGAGAUCCUGCGCAUGCCCGACAAGACCAUCGAGUCCAUCGCCGCCGAGAACAAGGAGACGCGCGAGCGACGCGCCGCACUCAAGGCUCAGAAGAAGGCCAUCGAGGAGGCCCGCAGCAUAUGCGCCAGCCUCGCCAUGCGCAGCGACCUGCGCGCCUCCUCGUACGACGACGACUCGGACGAGUAUGUCGCGACCGACGAUGAGGACGCCCAGAAGCAGCAGCUAAGGCGCGCCGCAUCCAACCGCCGCCCCAUCUCCUCCAACCAAACCGCCGGCGGCACGCGCACCGACUCUGUCCGCCGCCCCGUACCGCGCGACGACCGUCCCCAGCGUCCCGCCGUCGUCACCGACGGAGCCCCCAGCCAGCGCACGCCCGCCGCGCCCCCGCAGGAGUCUCGGCAGAGCACGCACGGCAGCGUGAGCUACGCCGGCAGCCCCAACCAUCAGCAGCAGCCGCGUGAAUGGGACUCUGCGUACUAUACAUCUGCCGGCGGCGCGCCACAGCAGCAGCAGCAGGCCCCCGGUCACGCUCCUCCGCCGCCGCCUCCUCGCCCACAGAAGGUGGGCUUCGAGGACGCAGACCGGUACUACGACACGGCGGCGACGCAGAGGGGUGAUGGCGCGGCGUCUCCCAACCAGACGAGGAGGGAGAGCGCGCGGUCGAGGCUGACGUCGGCGAUGAGGCUCGGCUCCACGCAGGCGUGA
This is a messenger RNA of Purpureocillium lilacinum, 2592 nucleotides long. RefSeq lists its product as uncharacterized. Gene Ontology annotation, cellular component: microtubule; cytoplasm; membrane. Gene Ontology annotation, molecular function: GTPase activity; microtubule binding; GTP binding. NCBI's taxonomy places the organism in Eukaryota, Fungi, Ascomycota, Sordariomycetes, Hypocreales, Ophiocordycipitaceae. The record is from RefSeq and is a predicted model, not a curated record.